UGCUCCAUAUUCUCUCCUAAACCCCAAAUCACCACCACUAAUCAAGCAUAAAAAAACCAAGUCAACUAAAUUCCAGCAAUCCAUGAAAUGACGAAAUCACCCUCAGUCCCUUCCAACAACGUAAACCAAAACUAUAGGGGCAUAUUCGGUGAUAAGAAAUUAAAAUCCAAAUUGGGACUAGUAGGAGCAAUCUAGGGUUAGGGUUUAAAAUCGAAUUAGUACAAAGCUUCCAAAUUUGGGGUUGGGAGUGAUUGAUUCUUUGGGGUUUUUCACUAUAAAGCUCUGAACUUUGCGUUGUGUAGUGAAUCGGACGGCUCAGAAGCUCGCUCUGAGGUUUUUUGGUUUCUUAUUGGGCGUGAGAUUGUGAUUCUCUCUCUGGGCUUUAGCGCCCUGAGGCACCGUUGAAAUCCAUGAUCAUCAGCGUCUCAUGGAUCCGUCUACAGUGCCAACCACUCCUCCAGUUGAAGAAGAAGAUGAGUGGGACACUGAUGGAUUCGUGAUUCCAAGCUUGGAAAUAGGAGACUUAGAUCGGAGUAAAACAGAUGUUUCAGAAGUAGAAGCCUCAAAACCUCCUUCUCCAAAGGCCAAAAAAGAAGAGAAUAUCUACCUAGGUCCACACGGAGCACCUCCUUCGCAGUCAAAGCAGCAAGAGCCAAAUUCUGCUGGUCGUAAGCAGCGGUUCAAGCAAAAAUUGAAGGAAGCAGAUGAGAGGACCAGUGGGACAGGUCGGGAGAAUAAGUUAGAGAGUCUCAGAGAACUUGUGGGUGGUGGCAAAGCCACCGGCAACAUGACAAAGGGCUCUACCAGGGAUUGGCUGGACCCACAUUGUCAUGAGUCUCAGUUUGAGAAGUGGAAUCCCCAGUGAGUGGAAUAUUUGAGAGCUUUUUAAACUUGGUACACAGGGUUAUCUUUGGAGACUGAAUUUAUAAAAGUUUAUGUAUUUUGACAAUAAAUUUUCAACUAGGCCUUUGAGAUUUGCUUUUGCUGCGAAAGAUUCUUUCAGUAGCAUUUCCGAUGUUUGGGUUGUAUUUGCUGCAGUUGGUGUUCGGCCCUUCUCUUAUUUUGGGCUCCUUCCACUUUGAGUUUGGAUCACUGUUGGAUCUUGAAAAAGAAAAUGAUGAUAAUAACCUCAAGCGGAAUUUUGCUUGUUCUUUAAAA
Quercus lobata is the source of this 1158-nucleotide messenger RNA. RefSeq lists its product as uncharacterized. The record is from RefSeq and is a predicted model, not a curated record. Lineage: Eukaryota; Viridiplantae; Streptophyta; Magnoliopsida; Fagales; Fagaceae. The transcript is spliced from 3 exons. Bases 428 to 865 code for a protein of 145 amino acids.